AUGUCUGGACGUGGAAAAGGUGGUAAAGUAAAGGGGAAAACAAAGUCUCGCUCGAAUAGAGCUGGAUUACAAUUUCCAGUUGGCCGUAUUCAUCGAUUGUUACGAAAAGGUAAUUAUGCUGAACGCGUUGGUGCUGGAGCACCUGUUUAUUUAGCUGCCGUAAUGGAGUAUCUUGCUGCUGAAGUUUUGGAAUUAGCUGGUAACGCUGCUCGUGACAAUAAAAAAACCAGAAUUAUACCAAGACAUUUGCAAUUGGCAAUUCGUAAUGACGAAGAAUUGAAUAAAUUGUUAUCUGGUGUGACGAUCGCUCAAGGAGGUGUUUUACCAAAUAUCCAAGCUGUCUUGUUACCCAAAAAAACAGAAAAGAAAGCAUAAUUAAUAAUAGCCGAAUGAGAACGAUCGUUUUCAAGGAUUUAAUAAUAAUGUUUCAGUCUCAUGAAUAUUUCUGAAUGUAUAAACGAUUAAAACGUUUUGAUUGAUUUAUGAACCGUUUUUGGCGGAACGUUCUGAUAAAAGAAUGAAGAGGUUAAGUGCAUUUAGAAAUUGAUACCGAAGCUACUUUAGAAACGUUUACAAGAGAAAAAUUAAAUGGGACCAAAUCUUAGAAGCAUCAAAUAUUUCAAAUCUGAAAUAUUUAAACGAAUGUGUUACAUUUAUUCAAGAUCGAUGAUGGCACUGUCCCAACUCAAUCGCAUUAAAAAUAAAAGAAGCGAUAUUAUGGCACGUUAGAACGUCAUUAAAUACAGCGAAGUGAAACAUAAUUUCUAUCUAAUUUAUUUAAAUAAGACCGAGUGACGAAAUCGACAUAAAUAAUUAUAAGCGUAUAUAUAUAAUAUAUAUAUAUAACUUCUAUGAUCUUCGCGUGAAUAUGAUACACAAAGUGUAGAUUUUCUAUUUAUGUAUAAUCUGUAUGUGUUCCGCUACUUAUAACCAUAGACAAUCCAUACGUGUUACUUUGAAAAUGAUAAAUGACUACUUUUCGCUAUUUCAUAUUUGUCCAUAGUAAAUACUUAUAUGGCUACUCAAUGACUAUGUAUAAUAUGUAUAUAUGUAUACGUGUAAUGUAAAAUAAUAUGUUUUUUUUUUUGCUUUAUAAAGUACAGUACUGUGAGAGAGUACGAUUUACAAGAAAUAAAUUACAUUACAAUGCUA
Vespula vulgaris is the source of this 1152-nucleotide messenger RNA. Its product is annotated as histone H2A-like. Gene Ontology annotation, molecular function: structural constituent of chromatin; protein heterodimerization activity; DNA binding. Lineage: Eukaryota; Metazoa; Arthropoda; Insecta; Hymenoptera; Vespidae. Gene Ontology annotation, cellular component: nucleosome. The coding region runs from base 1 to 375 and encodes 124 amino acids. The transcript has a single exon. The record is from RefSeq and is a predicted model, not a curated record.